UACGGGUUACUCCCCUUUUGAACCCGCUCUUCAUAAAUUACAACUAUUGAUCUGACAGGAUGAAGUUUUACGCCUUACUUAUUGCAAUUUUUACUAUAGAAUCAGUAUUUACAGAGAAGGUCCCAAGCGCUCCACCCACCCUACAACAGACAAGCUUCGAGGACAAGAGAUGCAAGUGUGUGUGUCCGAAGCUUGUCUCCAAUGUCACGAAAAACGACCAGAGUGUUUACAUCAAAGAUAUACUUGAUCCUGAGGACUGUAAAUGCAAACAUGUGGUGACCAAUGCUACAGAUGAACUGUGUGUUCAGUGCGAGUGUAAAUACGAGGAGCGCAACACAACUACAAUUAAGGUUGUAGUGAUCUUCAUCAUUUGUGUGGUCUCGUUGCUGUUUGUAUACAUGCUGUUCCUGUUGUGUCUGGAUCCGCUGAUCGCACGACGUCCCACCCAGUACCAACAACAGACCAAUGAGGAGGUGAAUUUGGAUGACCACUUGUCUCAAAUGACCAGUCGGCCAGAGCUGACCAGACAGCGGUCAAUUAUAAACCGUGUGACAGACGAACAAAAGAAGUGGAAGGGGACGGUUCAAGAACAGAGAAAGACAAUCUACGACCGCCAUGCUCUCCUCAACUAAAACUCAGUCUUCUACGACAGAUGUACGCUUUUGUCAACAACAAAAAUUUCGUCUCUCAUGCUUAUGGAGUUCUGAUUGACAAGUCAGGAUGGUUUCAAGAUAACUUUUUUCCGUAAAAGUAGCAUAUUGUGAACUAGGGGUGGUAAUCUUGGUGUGAUACACUUGAAUCACGAUACAAUAAUAUGUGUGGUGAUAUUUGCUAUAGGUUAUGAUGCCUAGGUACCAAGUUCCACUCUCGCUUACCGUAUACGGGGUAAACAUUUCGCCAAAGUUUAAAUUUCCCCCUUUUCUGAUAUCCAAAAUGAGGGCAAAUGCUGUAUCAUGGCAUCGAAAAUUGGUGAACGGCAUACCAUUUACCAGUAUAAUCUUUACAUGUGAAGAUCAAAAUUAAUAUUCAGAUGAGAGGGGUAUAACUGGUGGAGGACGAAAGUUGAAUUGGACAAAAAAAUACCAUCUCCAUGUACACUUUAUAGUAAUUUAUUUUGGCGUUGCAUGCGACAGGUUGUUGGUAAAUUAGUGUUAUAAGGUGUCCAGAGGAAAGGGGUUUGUUGAUAUAUAUUGAAAGAAAGAAAGAAAUUUGGCAAUAUAAAUCGGUUUGUCAAUACAUUGAAGAAGAUGAAUACCAGGUAGAGAAAAUGGUUUUAAAAAAGGAGAAUGGAAGCUUGAAAUCAAUUGGCAUUAAUAAGCUAGGUGGUAGAUAAAAUAUAUCAAAGUUGUCCUGUAAAUGACACAGUAUACAAAUGCAAUGCCAUUCUCUUUAUGGCUAUAGUAGGUGAGGGGAAAAAACACCAACUUGCACAUGGAGCCCUUGCAUUGAUAGUUUGCGCGCCCUACUUUUCCACAGGGUUAACGGAAAUGAUUGGUUAAUGUAUAAAUUAUACAAGAAACUAUGUUUCCAAGUGUAUUUUAGCUGAUUCACCCCUGAAGACACAUUUGAACUCUUCCAAUUUAAAGGUUGGAAUAGUUCAUCAUGAAAUUUUAGGGGUGGAUGAGUUAACCAAUGUUAGAAUUUAGUGCUUUAAUUGAGGUAAUACUUUCCAUUGAAAGAUGUUAAAGGAGUUAUUAUAAGGUUAAUGUUGUUUGUUGACAGACCUUAGAAUUGGUAUAUGUUGUAUGUUGAUAUGUCAGAAUUUGUUGCUGAAAGGAAGUGAAUGAUGUAUUUUAACCAAGGUUAAAAUCAGGCGCUAUAUAUACCGAUGUUAGUAUUGUCAGGUAUGUUAGACGGUGUUCAAAGAGUCUUAAACUUGUGAUAAGGUUGUAAGGUAGAUAUAUAUAUGUAACUGUUGAUGUGAACGUGUGUCAUAGUGUUGAAAGAUAUACUUCAUUGUAUAAUUUGUAUUUGUUUACUCUCGGUGGCCAAGUGGUUGAGGCGUCUGACAUUCUGCUACCACUAGCCCUCCA
Messenger RNA from Mizuhopecten yessoensis (Yesso scallop), 2033 nucleotides. RefSeq names its product transmembrane protein 9-like. The transcript has 5 exons. NCBI's taxonomy places the organism in Eukaryota, Metazoa, Mollusca, Bivalvia, Pectinida, Pectinidae. Gene Ontology annotation, cellular component: lysosomal membrane. Bases 60 to 632 code for a protein of 190 amino acids. The record is from RefSeq and is a predicted model, not a curated record.